This is a messenger RNA of Dacryopinax primogenitus, 4157 nucleotides long. RefSeq lists its product as uncharacterized. The coding region runs from base 1 to 3942 and encodes 1313 amino acids. The record is from RefSeq and is a predicted model, not a curated record. Gene Ontology annotation, biological process: peptidyl-lysine methylation; N-glycan processing; carbohydrate metabolic process. Gene Ontology annotation, molecular function: protein binding; alpha-glucosidase activity; protein-lysine N-methyltransferase activity. The transcript has 10 exons. NCBI's taxonomy places the organism in Eukaryota, Fungi, Basidiomycota, Dacrymycetes, Dacrymycetales, Dacrymycetaceae.
AUGGAACAGUACAAGUUGCGGGACCUCUCUCCCGUUGCCGACCCUGCCGCUGUGGUGCAGGGUGAUCAUUGGAGGUUCACUAUCUUGACAGAAGGUGUUCUGCGGUAUGAAUACGCUCCCGAUGGGGUGUUCGAAGACCGCGCAUCCACCUUCGCCGUUCGACGCAAGCUCCCGGUACCCAAAUUCCGCGUCAUCGGCAAGGGUGAGAACAGUGACCUCGAGAUCCUCAGCUCACGCUUCCACCUCGUAUACGACAAGCUCCCCUUUUCCUCCUCUGGCUUGGCCGUCUACGUCCGUGGUGCCAACCUCAACCGGCAUAGCUUCUGGAGAUAUGGAGUGGAGCCCCGCGCGAGCAUGACGCUGUUCGGAACGGCGCGGACGUUGGACUUGGUGGAUGGGCGGUGCGAACUCGGUCCAGGCGUUUGUAGCCGGGAUGGAUGGGCAGUUAUCGACGACAGCAAGAGCAUGCUCUUUGAGCCUGAUGGCUGGGUCAGUGGACGCAAGGAGGGAGAGCGCGUGGAUGGGUAUGUGUUUGCUUAUGGAACCGACUAUAAGGAGGCGGUGAAGGCGCUGUAUGCCAUUUCCGGAGAUACGCCGCUCCUCCCUCGUUGGGCGCUUGGAAACUGGUGGAGCCGAUACUACCCGUACAGUGCUGAGCAAUACCUCUCCCUCAUGGACAAGUUCAAAUCCGAAGGAAUUCCUCUGAGCGUUGGGGUAAUCGAUAUGGACUGGCACCUUGUGAAACACCCACGAGUGACGCAUGCCGGGUGGACAGGAUACACGUGGGAUCCCGACCUGUUUCCUGAUCCCGAUGCCUUCCUCAAGAAGCUGCAUGAUCGCAAUAUAAAGGUGACGCUGAAUAUUCACCCCCACGAGGGCAUACAUGCGUUUGAAGACGCAUAUGAGGCAGUUGCGAAGGCACUUGGAAGGGAUCCCAGCACAGGCGACCCUAUUCCAUUCGAUAUCGUCAACAAAGACUUCCUCAAUGUUUACUUCAGCGUGCUUCAUCGCCAGCUGGAGAAGCAAGGCGUUGACUUUUGGUGGAUUGACUGGCAGUCGGGAGAGCACACGAAGAUUCCUGGUGUCGACCCACUUUGGAUGCUGAACCACUUCCAUUUCCUCGACUCGGGCCGCGAUGGCCAACGUCCGUUCACCUUUUCUCGCUACGCCGGCCCAGGUAGCCAUCGCUAUCCGAUCGGAUUCUCUGGCGACACACACAUCAGCUGGGCAUCACUUGAAUUCCAGCCCGAGUUCACACUCACUGCCAGUAACAUCGGCUACGGCUGGUGGUCACAUGAUAUUGGCGGCCAUCUACGCGGCACGAAGGAUGACGAACUAACCGCGCGCUGGGUUCAACUUGGCGUAUGGAGCCCAAUACUGAGGCUACACAGCACCCACAACCUGUUUAUGACUAAAGAGCCCUGGGCAUACGGGAUCGAGGCGCGGACGGUGAUGGAGGAACAACUUCGGUUCAGGCAUAGGUUGAUGCCCUACCUGCAUUCGAUGAAUUACCGUGCGGCGAAAGAGCAGGAGCCUCUUGUACAGCCAACCUAUUGGAAGUACCCCACCAGGGACGAAGCUUACCGCAAUCGCAACCAGUUCUUCUUCGGCUCCGAGCUGGUUGUGGCCCCAAUCACCACCCCGAGAGACAAGGCAACGCGGUAUGGUGCCGUGCGCACUUUCAUCCCGGAGGGGAGGCAUAUCGAUAUAUUUACGGGCACCGUAUACGAUGGAAAUCGCGAGCUCGUUCUGUACCGCCCGCUCGAGCGUUACCCUGUUCUUGCACGGAAGGGUGCUAUUAUUCCGCUCGAUGCGGCGAUUGUGCCCGAGAACGGAUGCAUCCUCCCCAGUUCAUUUGAGGUCAUGAUUGUCGUUGGUGCUGAUGGACAAUUCGACAUCAUGGAGGAUGAUGGGAAGGGUUCCAACCUCGACGCUGUGAAGUGGGCGAAGACGAGCAUCACGUAUUCCCAGGAGAAGGGAAUCAUCCGGAUUGCACCAGUUACGGUCGCAAAUGUCUCCGGCUUACCGGCGACGCGCAACUGGAAGUUCCAUCUCCUUGGUGUCUCACCACUGAAGAAUAUCAAAGCAACCGUCGGAGGAUCCGUGAGAGAGAUAUCGAUAGAAGCGGUUGCGACCGGUUCUGUGGUACAAGUUGGUGACGUCGCGGUGGAUACGGAGAUAGUCCUCGAGCUGGGUCGCAAGCCCCAGUUGGACGUUCUUGACCCAGCACUCCGGGUAUGGAAAGUUCUAGAUGAAGCCCAGAUCAAGUUCGAGGAUAAGAUUGCCGCGUGGAAAGUCAUGCAGUCGAGCGGAUCGAGGCUUGCGAAAGCGGGUGGUUUGAGUGCACUCGGCUUGGAGAACACGGUGCUGCAGGCGUGUCUCGAACAACUUUUGGCGGACUCUAGAGAGUCUUUUAACAUUAAAGGCGCAAAAACAAAAAGGAUGGACUUUCUCAAUUGGUUCACAUCGGCUGGUGGUACAUUCGACAGCAGCGCUAUUGGGAUUGAAGACCUUCCUGAGACGGGUCGCGGUGCUGUCGCGUUGCGGGACAUCUACGAAGGCGAGAAACUCUUCACCAUCCCGCGUUCCCUUCUUUUAUCUACGCGCACAUCUAGUCUACCAUUUCUACUAGGGGAAGAAGAUUGGAAUGCAUUAGGAGAUGGCUGGGCCGGGCUGAUACUCUGUAUGAUGUGGGAAGAAGCUAGAGCAGAAGAGAGCCCAUGGCGGGGAUACUUAGAGUCUAUGCCGACGGAAUUCAGCACGCUGAUGUUUUGGACUGAUGAAGAGCUGGGGUUGCUAAAGGGAAGCCUCGUGCUGGACAAAAUUGGCAGGGCUGGUGCCGAGAAAGAUUAUAACGAGAAGGUGUUGCCUCUUUUACAAAAACGCACGGAUCUUUUCGCCCCGUCUCUGUUCCAAACCCGUUACACGCUCCAGAACUACCACAUCCAAGGAUCUCGUAUCCUUUCCCGUUCAUUCACUGUCUCCCCUUGGUCCGGCGCUGUACCGGAGAACGACGAAGAUGAAGCGCCGGAGCUUGUUGAUACCUCCAUGGCAUCGGCUGGGGAUGAGUUGAUGGGCGAGGUGAACGUACUAGGAGAUGACUCUGAGGGAAACAUUGAUAUGGGGGAUAUGGACGAGGACGAGGAGGAUGAGGAAAGAGAAAAGACUGAGGACGUUGCUAUGGUGCCUAUGGCAGAUAUGUUGAAUGCGAGGUGUGGAUGCAAUAACGCAAAACUUUUCUACACGAGGGAUGACCUGCAGAUGAUGGCCACCAAACCAAUAGCCAAAGGAGAGCAGAUCUGGAACACUUACGGGGACCCGCCAAAUUCCGAUUUACUAAGGCGAUAUGGCUAUGUUGAUGCCCUUACCUUGCCGGAUGGCGUGGGAAGCCCAUCAGACGUCGUCGAGAUCAAUGCCGAUACGGUUGUUGAAGCGGCAAAAGUCCAGUCAUAUCAAGACAGAAUUGACUGGUGGUUGGAGGAGGGCGGCGAUGACGCAUUUGUCCUCGAUGUUACGUAUAGCGUGCCAGACGAGAUGCUUUCGUUAGUCAGGCUGCUUCUGUUGAACCAGGAGGACUGGGAGAAAGCACAAUCAAAAGGAAAGCCUCCAAAGCCAAAGUUGGAUGAAAAGAGUUAUGAAGUUCUCCUUGUGGUCCUUCAGAAACGUCUGGCAAUGUAUCCGAUUUCAUUAACGGAACAAGAAGGUAUGUUAAGGUCGUCUAAUGAGCUUAACGAAAAACGCAGAAAUGCGUUGAUCGUCACGACCGGGGAGCAACGCAUCCUGCACAAGACGCUCGAGAAACUCGAGUCACUGAACCAACGAUCAUCAGGCACCAAUGGAGAUGGACGAAAGCGCAAAGGAGACAAGGAGGAGAGUCAAAGGGGGACGAAGAAGGCAAGGCGGACGCACUUUAUUAUUGAUAAGAAGCUCUCCAGGGUCUGAUGGAGUGACACGUUCAUGACGACACAAAAGGUUGGUGUGGCGGUGUAUGGCGCGUAUGCUGCGCCCUUGGCGAAGUAGGCAACGCGUAGCUCCGACCUACCGACCUACCCCACACCUCUGAUAAAUAACUACAACUUACUCUCUCCCAUCAUCUGCCCUUACCUGACUUUGUGAACGACCCCAAAUUAUUAGUAUCAUGACUGAGAAGAUAUCUG